Molecule: messenger RNA, 958 nt
Organism: Phytomonas sp. EM1
Lineage: Eukaryota; Euglenozoa; Kinetoplastea; Trypanosomatida; Trypanosomatidae
Source: the annotation of a GenBank genome assembly
GUCCUAAUUUUUCUUUGUUUCCAUAUAAAGCUUGAAGGAAGCAAAAUAUUUAUAUUAUAUUACGUCUAAUCCUAGUUGAUCUCUGAUCUCAUUAGGAUACAUAUUUUGUUGACUAAUUCUUUAGUAGAUUAUGAUUCCCAAGGGUAUUUCAGCUACGUCGCGCUGGGUAUCGCGUCUUCCGCCUUUCGCUCGCCGUGCAUUGCAAGUGGAUCAAAUGGAAUUUGAUUCUGCUCUUUCACAAAUGUACUCCCUUUGUAUUCAGCCCUCAUUAGUUGGCAAAAUGAGCAAAGCUCGAAAAAUGACUAAGAACCAUUAUUAUAGAGAUGAUCCUGCCUUUUUGGUGAUACAGCUUCUGUUUACUUUGCUAACUACUGGUGCAUACGGGGCAACAUUUAGUGAAUCAUUUUCACAAGUCGUUGGUUGCUUCUUUUACGAAGUCUUUGUUGUUUAUUACCUAUGCGGUAUACUGUUUUCGUCCCUGAUUUGGAUCACUGUGAACCACUUUCUGGUGGAUCCAAAUCAGUUCAACGAAGUUUCUCGCGAGACAGAGUGGCGGUAUUCCUUUGAUGUACACUGUAACGGUUACUUCAUUUACUUUAUCUGGACAAAAGUAAUUAAGUUUAUCCUUUUGCCAGUUUUGUACUCCAAUAGUUCCUUUGUAUCCCAAAUUCUUUCAAAUAGCUUGUAUUUAUUUGGAGCAUCCGCGUAUUUUUAUAGCAUCUUUCUUGGUUACUUAGAGCUCCCCGUGCUGACACAGCAACAACGGCUUAUGUAUCCUGUACCGGUGCUAAUAUUACUCAUAGUUGUUAUCACCCUUUUCUCUCACACAAACUUGACCGUUUGGAGUGUCCAUUUUUACUGGUUACCGGCUGGGAAGAGCAAUUAAUCCCUGUAGAGCGUUAAAGCACUGCGACUAUAUUUGUGUACCAUUGUUUAUUGUUCAGACAUCUUUCGCUAU